This is a messenger RNA of Cyclocybe aegerita, 534 nucleotides long. NCBI's taxonomy places the organism in Eukaryota, Fungi, Basidiomycota, Agaricomycetes, Agaricales, Hemipholiotaceae. The record is from the annotation of a GenBank genome assembly.
AUGUCGACGGAGCCGCCAGAAUAUGUCGAGAUACCAACACUUUAUGAUGACACUCAUCGUGGAAGAUGGACGUAUGCCCCUGACAUAGCGAGUGUUGGCAACAAACCCAAUCUCACCGGGUUUUUGGAGCACCAUGACCCCGCGACGGAUGGAAGCUUCUCAAUUUGGUUUGGAUUGCUAACCGAUCUCAUUGGACAACAGGCGCUGUACGAAUCCAUCCCAGAAGCCUACCGACCGCCUUUAGAUAUGAACGACGCAGACGUAGCCGUCACUUUCAGCGCCCGCGGUGAACCACCGCGAAAAGCUACCGGAAGCAUCAUAAUGCCCGUCAUCCUCGACAAUGCUGAGACCAACACACAGUUCCGUAUCAAGCUAUACUCUUUGGUCGUGCCUGGCCUACAAACAGGGAUGUUCAUAGGGAGCCAGACAGCCCAGCCGUAUCUACGCGAAGUGGAAGAUCUUCCAUUAGGAGGGUAUCUUUGGGGUUUCGAGUUCAUGAGAGGGGAGGCCACUAUCGUUGACUAUCUGGGGUGA